Messenger RNA from Tribolium madens (black flour beetle), 1059 nucleotides. Its product is annotated as putative ankyrin repeat protein RF_0381. Lineage: Eukaryota; Metazoa; Arthropoda; Insecta; Coleoptera; Tenebrionidae. Gene Ontology annotation, cellular component: cytoplasm; nucleus. Gene Ontology annotation, biological process: regulation of barbed-end actin filament capping. The transcript is spliced from 2 exons. The coding region runs from base 1 to 1002 and encodes 333 amino acids. Gene Ontology annotation, molecular function: protein binding. The record is from RefSeq and is a predicted model, not a curated record.
AUGUCGAAAGAACGAGAUUUACAUAAAAAAGGACAACGGAGCUUUAAAAAAACCGUGAACCCUUUGAUGAGCAAUGUGGGUAAGAAAGUCCUCCAGAAAAAAUUCUUUUUUGCCGUAUAUACUCGAAACAUACCGGAGAUUACAAGGUGUUUGAGUAAAGGAGUAGAUCCGAAUUAUCGAUCAUCAGAAUAUGGUGUUACACCUUUACAUUUACUCGCCGAACGGAAUGAUUACAUACUGGGGUACCGACUAUUGGAGUAUAAAAAGUUUGACGUGGAUGUGAGGAGUGUCCACGGUUUAACUGCCUUGCAUCUUACUUGUGUGUUCAAUUGUAAAAAGUUUGCUCUUAUUUUAUUAGAACAUGGGGCCAACCCAAAUAUACACGGCCGCUUCAAUAUCACAGCUUUACAUAUAUCAGUACAGCAAGAUAAUUAUGGUAUUACGAUAAAACUGUUGAAAUUUGGGGCUGAGGUUAAUGUUGUGGACUGUUUUGGCAAUACACCCCUCUCUUUGAGUAUCAUAGACAGGAAUAAUUAUUUAAUAGCAAAAACGUUGUUUCAAAAUGGGGCCGAUAUGAGUGUCGAGGAUCAAAGACCGCUCCAUAUCUUCUUUGAAUCGGUUCUCCAUUGUCGUACCAUUAGUCAAAUUGAGUUGGUGCUGCUUUUGUUGGAAAAUGGGGUUAAUAUUAAUAUGACUGAGCCCCAGUCAGGGCGAAAUUGUCUCCAUUUUGUUGCCCUUACCGGUUUUUUGGAAUUGGCCGUGGUCUUGGUUGAAAAGGGGGCUCACACUCAUACUAUGGAUGUAUGUAAACGAACCCCUAUCAAGGUGGCUGUGGAUCACGCCAAUGAUAUAGUUGCUGAUUACUUCCGGAAAGGCUAUAGACCCUCUUCUUUACUUACCGCUCUCCCAAAAAUUUUCCAGUGGUCUAACAAAGUCAAAGCUCGAAUUAACGAGAGAAGACAAGCGGAGAGUGAAAAACAAGCCGAAUUGAAACAAAAAUAAACACAUCAUUAUGCACAAUUUAUUUAAUAUUACGGAAUACAACAUUCAAUAAAUAUA